AUGGCUCCUGGCAUCUUGUCAUACUCGUCCCGCGGCACAUCGCCAUCAGCCAGCGCGGGCGUCAGGACCCCGGCUACGCACUCUCACACAUCCUCCGUCGACUCACUAUCUGGCCUGGCCGUGGGCCCGUACGAUGGCAGGCGCCUUGAUGGCGUCCGUCCAGACGGCCCUGCGAGCAGGAGCAGCAGUAGCAGCGGCUUCAGCAGAGCCAGCACCGACGAGCACGCCGACCCUGACGCUCUCAGAAACGGAAGCGCCGGCCGUCGUCCGAACCAGGACCAGAGCAGCAUGCCCAUUGCCAUUGUCGGCAUGGCAUGCCGCCUGCCCGGCAGCGUCGCCAGCCCUGCCGAGUUCUGGGAGCUGUGCUCGCGCGCCAGGACCGGCUUCACGCCGGUGCCCAAGGAGCGCUUCAACCACGACACGUUCUACCACCCUAAUCCGGGCAAGACGGGGACGUACCACGCCUCUGGAGGCAACUUUCUGGACGUCGAUCUUGCCGCGUUUGACGCCCCCUUCUUCGGGCUGACAGAAAAGGAAGCCAUUUCAAUGGAUCCGCAACAGCGCCUGUUGCUCGAGUGCACCUUUGAGGCGCUCGAGAACGCUGGCAUCCCCAAACACUCAAUUGUCGGGGAGGAUGUCGGCGUCUUCAUUGGCGGCAACUUUGCCGAGUACGAGAGCCAUUUGUUCCGCGACAGCGACACGAUCCCCAUGCACCAGGCCACAGACUCGGGUCGCUCAAUAGCUUUCGAUAACCGCGGAACCGGCUUCGGCCGCGGCGAGGGUUGCGGCAUGAUCGUGUUGAAGCCGCUCGACCAAGCUCUGAGGGACAAUGACUCAAUCCGUGCCGUCAUCAGAGGCAGUGGCAUCAAUCAAGACGGCAAGACGCCCGGCAUUACAAUGCCCAACGGCUCAGCGCAGGAGAAACUCAUGAGACAGGUCUACCGAAAUGCAGGCCUCGACCCCUCCGACUGCGGCUACGUCGAGGCCCACGGGACGGGCACCAAAGUUGGCGACCCCCUCGAGGCCACGGCCAUCCACAACGUGCUGGGCCAAGGAAGGACGGCGAAAGAUCCGCUCUUCAUCGGCUCCGUCAAAUCGAACAUUGGCCACCUGGAGGGUGCGUCUGGUAUCGUUGCUGUCAUCAAGGCGGCCAUGAUGCUGGAGAGGAACUUUCUCCUGCCGAACCACGACUUCAAGACGCCAAAUGAGAAGAUCCCCUGGAGCGAGUGGCACUUGAAGGUCCCCACCACACAACGACCCUUUCCGAGAAACAAGAAGUACAUCAGUGUCAACAACUUUGGCUUCGGCGGCACCAACGCGCACGUCGUCCUCAGCAAGGCUCCCUUCCCCGCAAAGCGGUCGGAGAGCUGGCAGUCGACAAGGUCGGCGACCCCCGAUGAGAAGGCUCGGAGCAAGAAGCUCUUUGUCCGUCUCCGCCAACGACCAAAAAACUCGCUCAUCGAGGCUCUCAAUGGCGGCAAGCUCGUGCCCGGAAAAGAGAGUGAGCCCCUGAGGAUGGGCUUUGUCUUCACUGGCCAGGGGGCGCAGUGGUACGGCAUGGGUCGCGAGCUCUUCGAGCAGUAUCCCAUCUACGCUGCUGCCAUUGCGCGGGCUGACGACUGCCUGCGAGCCUUCGGUGCCGACUGGAGCCUGGUCGAAGAGCUGAAUAGAGAUGCAAAGACGUCCAAGGUCUCUGAAGCGCAUAUCAGCCAGCCAUCUUGCACGGCUGUCCAGCUCGCUCUGACCGAUCUGCUGACGGCUUGGGGCAUCCGUCCCACGGCUGUUGUCGGCCACUCGAGCGGCGAGAUUGGUGCCGCAUACGCUGCUGGUGUCAUAUCCUUUGAGGCGGCCAUGUCUGUUGCGUACCACCGCGGCCGCAUGAUCCCAGUCCUGAAGCAGCGCUUCCCUGACCUCAAGGGCGCCAUGAUGGCCGUCGGCGGCACAAAGGAAGAGGUGCAGCCCAUCAUCGAUGCCAUUCCCAACAUCAGGAUCGCCUGCUUCAACAGCCCGUCCAGUCUUACCAUUUCCGGCGACAGUGCUGGCCUGGACGACCUGUCCCAGGUCGUCGAGGCGAAACAAAUGUUCAACCGUCGCCUGCAAGUGGAUGUCGGAUACCACUCCCACCACAUGAACCUCGUCGCCAAGGAGUACCGUAGCGCUAUCGAGACUCUCCCCACGCCGCAGAAGACCACUGUUCGCUUCCACUCUUCCCUGCAUGGCGUCGAGAUUGACGGCACCGAGUGCGAGUCCCAUUACUGGGUCAAUAACCUGACCUGUCCGGUCCGCUUCGCCGAAGCUUUCGAGACGAUGCUGCAGCCCGUCGGCGACCACAAGACGGGCGUCAACAUGAUCCUCGAGCUGGGCCCUCACUCGGCCCUCCAGGGUCCCAUCAAGCAGAUUCUCAAGGAGAUAGGCGGUCCCGCAGCCAAGGUCCCCUACGCCUCGGCCCUCGCCCGCAAGAAGGACGCCGUCGAGUCGGCCAUGGACCUGGCCGCCACGCUCAUCACAAAGGGAGCCAUGCUGAACAUGGACGCCAUUAACUUCCCGCAGUCUGACGCCCUGUCCAUGGCCAAGCCGCCCACGCUGCUGACGGAUCUCCCGCGCUACGCGUGGAACCGCCAGACGCGGUACUGGCAUGAGUCGCGCAUGACGCGGAUGCACAAGCACCGCGAGGGCGCGCGCAGCGAUAUCAUCGGCGUCGAGGCUAUCUACUCGAGCGACCUCGAGCCGACGUGGCGGAACAUGGUGCACCUCGACGACUUGCCCUGGCUUCGGCACCACAAGGUGCAAGGCCUGACCAUCUAUCCGUUCUCCGGGUUCGUGGCCAUGGCCCUCGAGGCAGCGGCGCAGUGGUCAAAGCGCAAGGAGAUCGCCUUUGACAGGUUCGAGCUCAGGGGCGUCAACGUUGUCAAGCCCCUUGCUCUGUCUGACACGGCGGACGUCGAGAUGACGAUUAGCCUUCGCCCACAGCAAGAGACGUCGUCCGCAUCUACGGAGGCGUGGUACGAGUUCCGCAUCUGCUCGUGGAGCCAGGCGAGCGGAUGGACGGAGAACUGCACCGGUCGCGUUGCCACGCAGCGUCAUGCGAGCAACGAUGUUGAGAGUGCUGAGCAGAAGGCGGCGUGGCGACGGGGAGCACAGGCUAUUGUAUCCUCUCUGAGUGAUGCGGUUGCCAUCAAGGAGGCAGCCAUGUACGAUUCGCUCGCUGAGCUCGGUGUUGGCUACGGGCCUGCCUUCCAGGGCGUCGCAGAGUGCAAGGCGUCUGAUGUUUGCUCUGUUGGCAACAUCAUCUCGCCUGACGUCGCACAGGAUAUGCCGAACAACUACAUGACGAGCAUGGUCCUCCACCCUACAUUCCUCGAAUCUGCCAUUGAGAUGUACUGGCCUGUUCUCGGUGCUGGGAGAGAAUCAAUCAACACAGUCUACUUGCCUUCGUCUCUCAACAGGAUGGUCGUCUCAGCGGACAUCACAGCACUCACCAAAGAUGCCGGGAGCAGCCUUCGUGCGUUCUGCGAGGCCAAGUUCCCUGCUGCUGCCUCAGAGCCCCAGCCUACACAAGUCUCGGUCCUAGCAGCAUCGUCCGAAGACUCGCAGGACUUGAUUCUCGAGAUCGAUGGCCUCACAGUGUCUCCACUGCUUGACGGAACGAUCGAGGCAGACAGCAACCCCGCGCGCGAGCUGUGCUACAAAAUUGAGUGGGAGUCCAUUACGUCCUUUGAGGAGAAACCUCUUCUGAGCACUGCCGACAUUGUCAUUAUCCAUGGCGAGUCCAACUCGCAGCAGCUCAUUGCCAACGGGCUCGCCAUCGCCAUUGCCAGCGUAACGGGCAAGCUUCCUGAGAUGGGUGGCCUUGGCGAGGUCGCCACUGAGGGCAAGCUCUGUGUCGUCCUGACGGAGAUUGACUCGCCAUUCCUCGCCGCCCCCACCGAGUCGCAGUUUGCCUCUGUCCAGAAGAUGCUGACGACAGUCCAAGGCGCCCUCUGGGUCGUCCGCGGCGCGUACGCCGGCUCCACGUCACCUGAGAGCAACAUGAUCCUCGGUCUUAGUAGGACGGUCCGCUCCGAGGCCGUGCUUCCCUUUGCGACGAUGGAUCUCGAUGGCACGAGCCUCUUCAAUGACAGCGAGGCCAGCUCAGCUAUCAUGAAAGUAUUUGGCCUCGUGUUCGGCGUCAACGCUUUGUCGCUGAGCAGGGAGCUUGAGUUCAUGGAGAGGCGGGGCGAAUUUUUCACACCGAGGAUCGUGCGCGACGAGGUCAUGAAUGAGCACGUCCAUCGCGAGACAAACCCUGAUGUCGUUGAGGCGCAGCCUUUCGGGCAGGGUGAUCGGAUGCUGAGGAUGGACUUUUCUGUUACAGGUGACGUUUCGCACUUUGUCGACGACGAAGCCGGUCAGGCCCCCGUUGCGGACGAUGAAGUCGAGUUCGAGGUCAAGGCCGUCGGUAUUAAUCUUCGAGACGCCGUGCUGGCCAAGAGCCAUGUCCCCGAUGCAGAGAGGCACGCCCCGGGCGUCGAGGCGUCGGGUGUCAUUACAAGAAUUGGCAGUGCCGUCACAUCCUUCUGCGUCGGCGAUGCCAUUGCUGCGCUGACGUUCAACAGCUCUGCCUUUGCCACGCGUGCCCGUGCUUCUGCUUCAAGGGUCUUCAAGUUCCCUGAGACGCUGUCUUUCAAGGACGCCGCCAGCCUGCCCCUGGCCUACUGCACAGCUCACUAUGCCCUCAUCGACCAGGUCCGCCUUGAAGCUGGCCAGCGGGUUCUUGUCCACGCGGCUGGCAGUGGUAUCGGACAAGCGGCGCUGCAUCUCGCGCAAGUUAUAGGCGCCGAGGUGUUUGUGACUGUCGGCUCGGCAGAGGAGAAGGCCCUCGUCAUGGGCUCCUUUGACGUCUCAGAGGACCACAUCUUUUACAGCCAGGACCUGUCCUUCGGGCCCGCUAUUCGGCACGUCACCGCUAACGACGGCGUUGACGUUGUUCUCAACCUACUCCCGGGAGCGGAGAGCCUGAGAGAGAGUUGGGCGUGCCUCAGUCGGUUCGGCCAUCUUGUCGAUGUUGAACGUGGUGACGGCAACUCGGGCGCUCGCCUCAACCUUGGGCAGUCCAACAAUAAUGCCUGCUUUAUGAGCGUGGAUGUCUUCAACCUGGCCCAGUACCGGCCAAAGGUGGUGGAGAGACUUGUUGCAAGUGUGGCGAAGCUUGUUAGAGACGGCAAGGUGCGGUCUCUUGCGACAUCUAUGGACUAUGGAAUUUCAGCCGUCGAUGCGGCGUUCAAGGCGCUCCAAAGCGGCCCAGUGUUUGGCAAGGUGGUUGUCGUUCCUCAGGCGGACGAGAUGGUCAUGGCCACGCAAUCCAAAACCGUCGACGCUCUACUGCAGGCCCAGGCAACCUACGUACUAAUCGGCGGCACAGGUGGUCUCGGGCGCAGCAUGGCCCGGUGGAUGGUCGCCCACGGUGCCCGCAACCUCGUCCUCCUGUCCCGUCGUGGGUCCAUCACCGACAACGUCCGCGUCCUCAUUGAGGAGGCCAGCGCUCGAGGCGCCAACAUUGCAGUCCGCUCCUGCGAUGUCGCCGACAAGGCGAGUGUUGAUCGUCUCUUCACGUGCCAGCUCGACGGCCUACCUCCCGUCCGCGGCGUCAUUCACGGUGCCAUGGUCCUCAAAGACGUGCUCUUCGAAAAGAUGACGUGGUCUGACUACUCAACCGUCAUCAACUCCAAAGUACAGGGCGCAUGGAACGUUCACGAGGCCCUGAUGCGUCAGGACGCCAAGCUCGACUUCUUCAUCGCCAUAUCCUCGGCCUCUGGCGCCGUCGGCAACCGCGGACAAGCGGCCUACGCUGCAGCCAACACAUAUCUCAACGCGCUCGUGCAGCACCGCUUGGCGCAGGGUCUGCCGGCGACAUCUCUCGAUCUGACCGCCGUCUCGGACGCGGGCUACCUCGCCGACAGCGGGGCCGAGCGCGCGGCCGAGGUGGCCAAGAAUUUGGGAUCGGACAGCAUCUGUGAGGCGGAGGUACUGGCACUGAUUAGCGCGGCCAUAUCUGGGAAGACGUCGGUGUGCAACGAGCACGUCGUGACGGGAAUGCGCAUCACGUCUACGGUGCAGCCCUUCUGGACGCCAGACGCCAAGUUCAAGACGAUGCGGGUCGCGGCGGAGGAGCAGGCUGCCGCCGAGGCGGGUGCGGCUGGGUGUGCGGCGGUAUCGCUGAAUGCUUCCCUGAGAGCGGCACGCAGCGAGGCAGAUGCCGAGGCUGUGGUGUGCGCUGGUCUCGUCGACAAGAUUGCCGCCGUGCUCAUGAUGGAGCCGGAGGAGCUGGAUGUCACACGUAGCUUGUCACACUACCCGCUCGACUCGCUUGUGGCCAUUGAGAUCCGAAACUUCAUCACGAGGGAACUCGAGGCGAACAUGCAGGUGCUGGAGCUGUUGAGCAGUGGCAGUAUCCAGACAUUGACGAGGACGGUCUGUAAGAAGAGCAAGUGUUGUGUUGGGUUGGAGUGGACUGAGAGUUAG
Molecule: messenger RNA, 6501 nt
Organism: Verticillium alfalfae VaMs.102
Lineage: Eukaryota; Fungi; Ascomycota; Sordariomycetes; Glomerellales; Plectosphaerellaceae
Product: fatty acid synthase S-acetyltransferase
Exons: 4
Coding region: 1-6501 (2166 amino acids)
Biological process (GO): fatty acid biosynthetic process; secondary metabolite biosynthetic process
Molecular function (GO): phosphopantetheine binding; oxidoreductase activity; fatty acid synthase activity
Source: RefSeq, a predicted model, not a curated record